Molecule: messenger RNA, 1216 nt
Organism: Rhodamnia argentea
Lineage: Eukaryota; Viridiplantae; Streptophyta; Magnoliopsida; Myrtales; Myrtaceae
Product: choline-phosphate cytidylyltransferase 1-like
Exons: 8
Coding region: 99-1001 (300 amino acids)
Biological process (GO): CDP-choline pathway
Molecular function (GO): phosphatidylcholine binding; choline-phosphate cytidylyltransferase activity
Source: RefSeq, a predicted model, not a curated record
CGCGUCGAUCGGGAACGAGCUAGAGCGAGAGGCUGGGUGCGACGUUGCUUUGCCGAAGAAGAAAGAAGAGAGAAGCAGCAGGAGGAAGGGUGAAGGCCAUGGGAAGAGAAGAAGAGGAGGAGCAGCGGCAGAGCAACGCUACAGAGGACCGUCCCGUUCGGGUUUACGCUGACGGGAUCUACGAUCUCUUCCACUAUGGUCACGCCCGUUCCCUCGAGCAGGCCAAGAAGCUGUUUCCUAAUACUUACCUGCUCGUUGGCUGCUGUAAUGAUGAGCUCACGCACAAGUAUAAGGGAAAGACCGUCAUGAAUGAACAGGAGCGCUACGAAUCUCUCCGCCACUGCAAGUGGGUAGAUGAAGUCAUUCCCGAUGCUCCAUGGGUGAUCACACCAGAGUUCCUGGACAAGCACCAAAUCGACUAUGUUGCCCACGACUCUCUUCCUUAUGCUGAUGCAAGUGGUGCUGGGAAAGAUGUCUACGAAUAUGUUAAGUCCAUAGGAAAAUUCAAGGAAACAAAGAGGACGGCUGGAAUUUCCACAUCAGAUAUUAUCAUGAGGAUUAUCAAAGAUUACAACAAGUAUGUGAUGCGAAACCUUGCGCGGGGAUACAGCAGAAAGGAUCUAGGUGUUAGCUAUGUGAAGGAAAAGCGACUCAGAGUGAACAUGGGCAUAGAGAGGUUGCGUGAGAAAGUGAAGAGACAGCGGGAAAAAGUGGGAGAGAAGAUCCAAACUGUGGCAAAAACUGCUGGCAUGCAUCGUAACUUAUGGGUAGAGAAUGCUGAUCGGCUCAUAGCUGGUUUUCUAGAGAUGUUCGAAGAACGUUGUCACAAAAUGGGUACGAAGAUUAGGGACCGAAUCCAGGAGCAACUAAUCGGGCAGCAGACAAGAGGCUUCCUUAUUGACAAAGAAGGCAAUGACGUUGAGGGGUACGAUUACAGUGAAGAGAGCAGUGAAGAUGAAGAAUCCUACAGCGAGGGAGAUGAAGAGAAUGGAAACAAGUGAUAAAGGUUGGUUUUUUAUGUCUUGAUUGCUCUUAAAGUGAGGCAAGUAUGGGGGUAUUAGAUGGACCUCUCGCCUCUUAUGAGCUUGACUAGGCCUUUGUGCUCAAUGGGUGCUUUCUGCCAUUUCUAUUGCAAAGGGAGAAGUUCUCUUCGACACAUCUGAAUGUAGUACCUAUUUGAGGAAUCUGACUAUUUUUAACACUGUGGUUGUGUUUA